CAUACCUAUGUCGAGAAUAUUGGAAGUCCAUAAAUAAUUAUUUGAAUACAAACAAAGGACGAUCAAACCCGCUAGAGGCGGAAACUAUGAGACCUCAACACAAGAAUUAAUCUUUGGAAAGAUUUAAAGUAAAAGAUUUACCUUUUCAAUCCCAUAAUGUAAGGUUGCACCUUCCUAACAUAAGUUCUGGAAUAAUUUCGUAAGUAAAGUAAAUUCUCUCAUGCAGCUGUAACGUAAUUAUGUAUAUCACAUUUAGUACUUUAUCUCAAGAACUGAACCUCUCCAAAUAUAGUAUUGAUCCUUGCUUCCAUUUUUAAAGCCAAAAAAAAUAUGGGUCGUCACGAUGACUUUCGACAAUGGCCGUUCCUCAACCAGGAAGAGUUCGAGCUUGCUUGUGCUUUCUUCGAUCAGAGAUAUGUCAGAGCAAAAUUAGGCCCAACGAGAAAGAUCUUCAAGAUACGCUCCCGCCGUGUAGCAACUACAGGGAACUCGUAUAUUGAGAUCCUUCGCCUGCUGCAGCCUCCUGAUGAUGCAGAUGACUUGUCACAAGCUCUUGAGAUGCUUGGUGGAAGUGGUGGGUUGGGCGAAAGAUGGAAGGGAAAAGAGAAAGAAGAUGUUGAGAUGAUGAUCGAUACAGUGGAUGAAGACGGAGACCAGGAAGCUCUUCGUCCGUCCUCCUCAGCAGCCAAUCUAGCAACUGUUAAGGAGCCUCCCCCUCAGUAUACCCAGUACUCUCAUCAACCAUACGUAACAUAUGAGAUCCAUCUCCACCCCACUUACAGUAUGCCAACUCUGUGGUUCACGCUACACGACCUUCCUAUGGGUGAACCUACUUUCGAUUUGGACUCUGUCUAUCGCUACUUGAUACCUCAUGAAUUCAAGAGCAAGCUUCGAGCCGCAGGAAUCACAGGGGGUAUAUCGGCCGCGCCUCACCCAAUCACCGAUGUUCCAUCCUUCUUCAUCCAUCCAUGCCAGACCAAAGAGGCCAUGGAGAACUUCGAGUGUUCUAUGGAGGAAUAUCUCAUGGUAUGGAUAGGAUUGGUUGGAGGCUGUGUUGGACUAUGGGUGCCUCCUGAAAUGGCGCACGGGGACAAUGUUAGUUAGGUAACCACGAGCAUCCUGGUGAGCUUGAUCCAGACAGUCAAUCAUAUGAGAUUACUCAAACAUCCCAUCCUGCAAGCACACAUCUUCAAGAAUCAACUCCAAUAUUGGUCCACAAUUCAG
Messenger RNA from Cadophora gregata, 1224 nucleotides. RefSeq lists its product as uncharacterized. NCBI's taxonomy places the organism in Eukaryota, Fungi, Ascomycota, Leotiomycetes, Helotiales, Ploettnerulaceae. The transcript is spliced from 3 exons. Gene Ontology annotation, biological process: protein modification by small protein conjugation; protein lipidation; macroautophagy. The coding region runs from base 331 to 1104 and encodes 257 amino acids. Gene Ontology annotation, molecular function: Atg12 transferase activity. The record is from RefSeq and is a predicted model, not a curated record. Gene Ontology annotation, cellular component: intracellular anatomical structure.